UGUCACGUGGCAGGGAAAGGAACCAGCAGCUGGCGGACGGACUGCGCAGGCGCAGCGGGCCGCCCACCCGGAAGUGUGUGUCUGUGUGGUUUCUAGGGUGCAGGCAGCGGACCGGAUUGGGAGCAGGUAGCGGCGGAGCUAGCCCGGAACUGGCCAUGGCGGCCUUCGACACGAACCCCUUCGCGGACCCGGUGGAGGUGAAUCCCUUCCAGGAUCCUUCAGUCACACAGUUGGCACAUGCUAAUCAAGGUGGCCUGGAUGAAUUCAACCCCUUCUCUGAGAGCGCCCGGCUGACGAAUACGGCUCAGACGGUUCCGGCAAAGCCGCCUUCUGGGCCUUCGCAACCUGCUGUGCUGCAGCCUUCGGUGGAACCCACCCCACAGUUGCUGCUUAGACAGGCCAGCAAGUACCUGACUCCUAAGUUCAUCUCGGCAAGCUCCGAAGGUUCAGAGAGGCAGAGAUUAUUAAGAGAAGAUGCCAGCACUCAGCACAAUCUCCAGGCUGUGGCCUCAGCCGCACAGGCUGGGCUCCUUCAGCAGCAGGAGGAGCUGGAACGAAAAGCGGCAGAGUUGGAGAGAAAGGAGCGGGAGUUGCAGAACAGCGCAGCCAACUUUGACUUGAGGCAGAACAACUGGCCCCCGCUUCCAAAGAAGUGUCCGAUCAAGCCAUGUUUCUAUCAAGACUUCUCUGCCGACAUCCCAGCCGACUACCAGCGAACUUGCAAGAUGCUCUAUUACCUGUGGAUGUUUCACUCAGUUACCCUGCUCCUCAACCUGCUUGCCUGCCUGGCAUGGUUCACGGUUAAGCCCGAGACAGGAGUCAACUUUGGCUUGUCCAUCCUGUGGUUUGUUUUGUUCACACCCUGUGCUUUCCUUUGUUGGUAUCGUCCGAUUUACAAGGCUUUUAGGUCUGACAGCUCCUUCAGUUUCUUUGUGUUCUUCUUCAUAUUUUUUUGCCAAAUAGUCAUCUACAUCAUACAGGCUGUUGGCAUUCCUAGCUGGGGAAACAGUGGCUGGAUUGCGGCUUUCACGGAGGCCGGUCAACACCUCGCUGUGUCGAUCAUCAUGAUGGUGGUGGCUGUGUUCUUCACCGUCUGUGCUCUGCUCUCUCUCUUCCUGUUGAAGCGGGUUCACUCCCUGUAUCGCCGGACAGGAGCCAGCUUCCAGAGAGCCCAGGAAGAGUUCUCGCAAGGCAUCCUCACCAACAGGAACUUCCAGAAUGCCGCGGCCGGGGCGGCUUCGUCAGCCGCUCAGAGUGCUUUCCGGGGGAACUAAAACCUCCCCGGCGGUGUGCGCCUUGUUGCCCUGCACAUUUUUGCUCUAAUCACUCCCUGCUCUUUACCAUUCAGGAUGCAUUUCCCACGGGUACCAGUCAGCUCCAGGAUGCUAGCAAGGCGAGGUUUCGCAAGCUCCGUCUUGCCUGCAUCUGCGUCUCGUUGGUGGGAAGAGCAUGGGUCAGGCAGUGUUUUUGUGUCUGUUUUUCCCCCCACCCCCUCAAAUCAAAUAUAUCUCCCCCUUAGCCUGGAUGCGUUCAACAUUUCUUUCUCUUCCCCUUCCUUUCCUUCCAGCUUGGGGGUUUGGGAAGCUGAUUUUGCACUCUUAACUUCUCUUCUUCCACUGGAAGCUGCUGUGAAGAAUGACUUUCUAGCUUAGCCCAUUGAGGAUACUAACAGAGGUUGCUGACCUUGGGGAUUUCCCCCCUGCUUUCUAAAUCUCUAAUUUGCUGAUCUUUCACAUCCAGCAUAUGAGGGAUUUUGGCGCAUGUUCUGAUGCGUGUGCCCUUUUUGGUAUGGUACUAGCUGGGACACACUUGUCUCCCCCGCCACCCCACAAGAAACAGCUUGUCCUUCAGAACAUUAAUUUUUGCUUCUGGGGAAGGGGGGUUUCCCCAUAAAAGUACUGCCUCAGAUUCAGCCCUCAUCACAGCCUUAAAUAUUGGGGCGAAAGGGAUAUGAACUGUUCAGCUCUCUUUUCCUCUAGGAGUUAGCAUCUCUUGGUAAACCAGGAUUUUAUUCCUGGAAUCUUUCUCUUGGGAUCUGGAAAACUAGUUGAGCCAUCCAGCCAACUUCGAGAAGAAGCGCGUAAUGAUCUUCAAGCAACCUGGCUAGACUUGCAGUGUUCAAGUGCCAGUUUUGGCCACUACCUAAAAUGACUGCUCCCAAGCGAUCUCUCUGCUGUGUAGCCUCUUGACUGCCACUUGCGAUGCUUGUGGGAACAAAGGAUUCUGGGAGCCCAGUCUGGAAGACUUGGCAAGAGAGGGUAUUGUCAGCUGAAGCACCUCGUUUCCUGAAAGAUUGGCUAGUGUAAACUUGCUUCUGUUCAGAUUAUCUAACUGUGCUGCUCCUCUAGGGACACCCUGCCUGACAUUGUGCUCAGUCUAAUUCAUGCUGAGCACAAUCACUAUAGUUUGGGUUAUAUAGCUAUAUCUUUAGAUAGAUUUCGCUGUCGGAUCCUAAAAAUAGAAGGUUUUCUAUAGCAAAUGCGUAACUCCUUCCAGGAUGCCUCUGUGGUUUCUCCACCACAGGGAGAGUCACGUGACCCUGGGGAGCUGUGCAAAUCCCAUGACCCCGGGGAGCGGGGCGAUGAUAACGGCUUUUCCUGAUUGCCGCAAGAAAGAUCCCUACAGCUGAUACUUUUGUGCUCUUUUCUCGGGGGGGUGGGGUGUAGUGUGCUGAAAAUAUUUUCUUUCCACACCCUUCGUGGGAGUGGGAUGAAGGGUGGGAAAGGAAAGGCAGGUUAGGUUUCCAAGCCCAGUUAAUUCAGAAUGCAGCAGCCAGAUUGGCCUCUGGGUUAUCCCGGAGAGACCACAUUAUGCCUGUUCUUAAACAGUUGCACUGGCUGCCGAUAUGUUUCCGGGCAAAGUACAAAGUGCUGGUUAUUAUCUUUAAAGCCCCGAAUGGCUUCGGUCCAAGUUACCUGAGAGCUUUUCUCUACAAGAUCCCCACUGCUCAUUGAGAUCAUCAGGAGGGGUCCGUCUUCGGUGGCAACCUGGGAUCGGGCCUCCUCUGUUGUCACCCCUAGGUUGUGGAAUGUGCUCCCCAUGGAUAUGAGAGGAUUAUCUUCCUUUGAGGCUUUCGUGAGAGUCAAAGCUCCAUCCUUUUAGCCUGGCUUUUAAAAUGGCAUUAAAUUUUAAUCUGCUUUCAAAUAGUGUCUGAUGAUUUUAAUUCUCAUGUAUUUUUUAUUUUAGUGUAAACCACCCUGAGCCACUUUUGGAAGGGCGGUAUAUAAAUUAAAUAAAUAAAUCUAGCCCGGCGGGGCAGUGAAUGGCCCCAGAGGUGUGUGUGGAGGGGAGAUCACUGGCAAUAACUUGAUCUGAAAGGGUGCAGGUGGCAGGAGACGGAAGGAACUCUGUUAUCACACAAUGCCACGCAUCUGUGAGAUGCACGAGCUGUACUCUAAAGUCUGGCUGGUUCUUCAAGGGUUAUAAAGACUCCUCGAGAGACCCCGGGUGUAGCUGGAAAUGCUGUUUUAGCCUGUGUGAACAAAUCAGUGUAGAACUGUCACUAUUUUGCUUCCUCAACUUCUGACUCCAGUCCAGAAUCGUGUAUUCUUAAGGAAAUCCCAGACGAACUUUGCUCCGAGACACUAAGUGAUCUUGUCACUCGCUUCUUUCCCUGGCAUAUUGUGAUCUGAAAUGUACAAGGCUCCAUUGGAGGAGAGAGUUGCAGGCCACUGUUAAUAGAUAUUAAAUACAAGGGAAUAUUCAGAGGAGUAAGACAUCUGAAGUCUUGCUGAUGAGUUUGGGGUUUGUUUUUGUUUUUCCUUGCUCACAUAAUGAUCUCUGCAUCUUUUGUAAAAGUAGUUUGAUUGUAAACCUUACGGAUGGGGUUUGAUGUAGUCUAGUAUAUCCCAGGGAAGUAUUGUUUUUAAAUUUUUUUUUUUUUUAAGAUCUGUACUUACGGCAGAAAUAAGAUUUUAAAAAUAUUUUUCCUCUUGGAUGUAUAUUCCACCUCUGAUCUUUUUUCCCAUGUAAAAAUGUAUAUGUUGACCUUUUGUGCUUUAAAUACAAAAUAAAAAAUGUCAGUUAGUA
Molecule: messenger RNA, 4029 nt
Organism: Hemicordylus capensis (graceful crag lizard)
Lineage: Eukaryota; Metazoa; Chordata; Lepidosauria; Squamata; Cordylidae
Gene: SCAMP2
Product: secretory carrier membrane protein 2
Exons: 10
Coding region: 156-1274 (372 amino acids)
Biological process (GO): protein transport
Cellular component (GO): recycling endosome membrane; trans-Golgi network membrane
Source: RefSeq, a predicted model, not a curated record